AUGCCUGAACUUCCUGAAGUGGAAUAUGCUCGUAAAUUACUUGCUCGAUUUUUAAUUCGAACACAUAUUACUAAAGUUUCGUAUCCAGAUGCUGAUGGUUUAUCGAAACGUUUUAUGAAUUGUACACCGAAUGCAUUUGCUGAUGGAAUAAUUAAUCGAAAAAUACUUGAUAUUAAACGACAUGGAAAAUAUUUAUGGUUUGAAAUGGCUGAUAAACAAUCUUUAACACCAAUAUUUCAUUUUGGUAUGUCAGGAGGUUUUCGAAUAAAAUCAGCACCAGAUGUCACGUAUUUAAAAGAACUUCAACAUGUUAAAAUGAAAGCUAAAAAUGAAAUCGAUGGACAAUGUGAAUCUUUUGUUUAUGAUAACGAAUUAGAUGCUGAUUUAGUAUGGCCACCUCGUUUUACACGUAUUCGUUUUUUAACAUCAACAGGUCAUGAUGUAUGUUACACAGAUCUUCGUAAAUUUGGACGUUUUCAUCUUGUUGAAUCGAAUUCACCUCGUACAUGUCUUCCAUUAUCGAAAUUAGGAUUUGAUCCUUAUCUUGAAAUGCCUAAAUUUAGUGAUUUUAAAGAUUUAAUUGGUUCGUAUCGACCAUCAUCUAUUGAACUUAAAGCACUUUUACUUGAUCAAACAUUUUGUGCUGGUAUUGGUAAUUGGAUUGCUGAUGAAAUACUUUAUCAAUCACAUUUUCAUCCACGUAAACGAUUAAAUACAUUAAAUGAUGAACAAUUAAAAUUAUUACAUAAAAAUAUUGAUUAUGUGAUAAGAACAGCUGUUGAUGCUGGUGGAAGUCAUAAAUUUCCGCCUGAAUGGCUUUUCCAUUUUCGAUGGACAAAUAAACGAGAAACACAAGAUUUUAAUAAAUCAAAAAUUCAAUUUGAUACUGUUGGUGGACGAACAUCAGCUUAUGUACCAUUAAGACAAAUGUUAUCAGAUGAUGAACAACAAAAAGUUAAUGUAAGACUUGCUGCGCGUGAUGCAAAACGAAUAAUUAAAAAGAAAAUGAAUAAAUCUACUGCAGAUGAACACGAAUCGAAUGAUGAUCAAGAGAAUGAAAAGUCAAUUGUUUCUGUCAGUGCUAAAGUAUCGACAAAAAAACGAAGUAAACAAAAAAUGAUUGAAACUGAUUCAGAAGAAGAGGACAUACCACUAUCACCACCACUCAAGAAAAAAUCAUCUGCUUCUCCAACUAGUGUAUCGAAUCGACCACAACGAACAUCUCAUCCCAUCCUGUCUCUUAAACAAACUAAAAAUAUGGUGCAAACAAGUCCCACCCCAUUUGAUGUGGGUCGUGCAUUCGUCCAUCAGUAUUAUACACUAUUACAUCAAGCACCUCAUAUGCUUCAUCGAUUUUAUUCUACGGAUAGUACAUAUAUACAUGGUGGUGUUGAUCGACCAGGUUGUGUUGAACAACCAGCAGUUGGACCGGACAAUAUUUCUCAACGUAUCAAUGAUCUUAAUUUACGAGAUUGUCAUGCUAAAAUUCGUCAGGUCGAUUCACAUCCAACUAUUGGUGAUGGAGUUGUCGUUCAGGUUACCGGUGAAUUAUCAAAUAAUGGUGAUCCAAUGCGUCGUUUCAUGCAGACAUUUGUCUUAGCUCCACGACAACCAAAAAAAUACUACGUACAAAAUGAUAUUUUUCGUUAUCAAGAUGAAGUAUUUGAUGAAGGAUCUGAUGAAGUUGAUGAGGAUGAUCGAUCAGGUUCACAUAUCUAUGGUGACACCAUAUCAAAUGCAGACAAGGUUUCAAAUGCUGAUUCAUCAGCAGCAAUAGCAGCAACUUCACAACAACCAUUGCUUGUGACAGCUAAUGCUCGACCACCAAUGGAUGAACAACAACAACAACAGCCAUUACCACCUCGUAAUACUAGUUCAUCACUUGCAGGUAACCAACAGCAGAUUAUUCCAAAUCAGGCUGUUCGCCAACAAGAACAUCAACAUAUUGCUUCGACUAAUUUAAAUGGUUAUUCAAAUGCUAAUGUUGGUGAAUCCACAAACUAUGGUGGACAUGCACAUCUUCAACCACAACAACAACAAGAAACAGCUCAAUCACAUUCACAACCUAGUCCACGAACAUUGAAUCAUCAAGCUCCUCAAGAAAAUCAACAAACAUCAAAUAGUAAUAUUGCAUCAAAUCAACAACAGGUUAAACAAACUGCACCAACUCAACAACAACAACCAACAUCAACAACAGAAGGACAAAGACCAGAAGGAAAAUCAUAUGCUGGUAUUGCUAAAUUACAUUCAUCCACUGGUUCAACAUCGAAUGUUAAUUCAACUUCAACAUCUGUUCCACGUGCUGGCUCAACUUCAACUGGUGUUCCAUUAUCAAAUUCUCAACAACUAAAUGCUGUUCGUCCACCAUUAAAAGCACCAGCAACAACAGCUAAUCGACCAACAAAUAAUACUCAAUCUGGUCCACGACAAUUUCCACAGCAACAACAACAACAACAACAACAACAACAACAGCAGCAACAACGAGGUAACGGUAAUUAUUAUCAACAAAAUAAUCGUGGUACAAAUGUUGCAACAGCACCAAAUGAACAACAAGUAUUUGUUGGUUCAUUACCAUUGGAUUUCACUGAAGAAACAUUAACUGAAUGUUUUUCAAAAUUCGGUACUGUUAUUGAUGCAAAAAUUCAUACACCAAUUCAUGAUAAUAAGAAGAAUUUUGGUUUUGUUGUUUUUGAUAACUCAGAGGUUGCAACAGAUCUUGUUAAAAAAGAAUUUGUUAUGUAUAACGAGACAGUUCGUUUAAAUAUUGAACCAAAAAGUCAACGAAAUUAUCCAUUAAAUAAUAAUACUGGUGGCAAUUUUAAUAAUACAUCACAAGGUGGUAAUCGUAAUAGUAAUUAUCAGGGAAGAGGCGGUGGUCGUGGUGGAAAUCGAACCUCAUAUCGUGGCGGUGGUAAUAAUCAACGACGUGGUGGUAGUCAAUUUAAUAAUAACUCACCAUCAUUUAGUGGAGGUGAUGAAAAUAACAACGAAUAUCGAAGUAGCAAAUCGCAACAACAAAUAUAA
This is a messenger RNA of Adineta steineri, 3024 nucleotides long. The record is from the annotation of a GenBank genome assembly. Lineage: Eukaryota; Metazoa; Rotifera; Eurotatoria; Adinetida; Adinetidae.